UAAAAAAUAUGUUUUUCUAUUUUCGACCCAAGUGUACUCUCCUGUUUUCUUCUUGAAACUGAAAAACACAGAUUACCAAUCAACUUAUACACAAUCUUCGAAGAGAACUCAACAACAUCAGACUGUGCCAUUGAAUUUGUCAAGAGAUGAUAAAUUGAAAAAAAAAAACAUGGAAGAUAUCCAUUCCACCCAAACUGAAUCAAAAAGUGCCUUGUGCCAUCUCCAAUCGAGCCAAACGCAGCAACAAAACUGUUCCCAUUCAAAGGACACCACACCUACGCCUCGAGUAUUUCCCUCAUCGAAAUGGGUCAAAUUGAAUGUCGGCGGAAAGACGUUCAUUACGACACUCAGUACUUUGGUGAACAAGGAGCCCGAUUCGAUGUUAUCGCGAAUGUUUUCACAGGACGGUGCCAUGAACCCCAGUGACCUUGAUGAGCACGGUGCUUAUCUGAUAGACCGCAGUCCACAUUACUUUGAACCCAUUAUGAAUUAUCUGCGACAUGGGCAAUUAAUUUACGACUCAAAUUUAAACGUCGAGGGAAUUUUGGAGGAGGCGAGGUUCUUUGGCGUUUAUUCACUCAUUCCCCAGCUGGAGGCUCAAUUGAAUGUGGCCAAUGAGUCUCUUGAUGAUGUGCCAUUGACAAGAAGAGAUGUGAUAAAAGCCCUCAUCCAGACGUCGCAUAUAUCCGAGAUAAGGUUCCAAGGAGUCAAUUUAGCCGGAGCCGAUUUAAGGAAGCUGGACUUUAGAAAUAUAAACUUUAAGUACGCGUGCCUGCAGCGAUGUAACUUGUCCCAUGCGAAUUUGACUUACUGUUGCCUCGAGCGAACUGACUUGGCCUAUGCAAACCUGGAGUGUUCCCAAUUGGUGUCCGUAAAAGGUUUGUGCGCCAACAUGGAAGGUGCGAAUCUCCGUGGUUGUAAUUUCGAAGAUCCCACGGGUGUUCGCACCAACCUCGAAGGCGUUAACUUAAAAGGCGCCUGCCUAGAAGGUAGUAAUAUGGCCGGAGUAAAUUUACGCGUUGCAAAUCUUAAAAACGCCAACAUGAAAAAUUGUAAUCUGCGAGCGGCUGUGCUGGCGGGCGCCGAUUUGGAACGCUGCAAUUUAUCCGGCAGCGACCUGCAAGAGGCCAAUUUGCGAGGCGCCAACCUUAAGGAUGCCGAAUUGGAAUUAAUGGUCACUCCAUUGCAUAUGGCCCAGGCAAUUCGUUGAAACAAAACACAAAAAUACAUACGUUCAUACACAUAAUUCCUUAGUUAUUAUACCUAUAUAAUAAAAUCGCGAUAAUCUAAGGACCCCAUUUAUUAUAUAAACAAAAAUAUAUAUAUAAUAUAAGUUGGCGAGAGACUGCUACUGUUAUUGUUGCUGCACAUCACCUGUGAUUCCAGAUUAAUAUCCUAUUUUAUGAUUGCCCGUCCUUUAUAUGUUCAUUUUAAAACAUUUUUUUAUUUAGUAUAUUUACUUAUUACUUUUUAAAUAUAUAUUCGAAAAUUGCAUGAUUUAUACUAUUUUAAGUUUACUUAAUUUUGAUCUAGGCGCAAGCUUCUUUCAUGCCUUAAACAAUGGUUAGUUUUUAUUUUAAAUAUUAUUUUAUCUAUAAGUAUGUAAUUUUAAUUAAAUAUUAUUUUUAUCCAUCUUUACAUUAUUCAAAACCCAAUAAAUGCAAAACUAGAGUAA
Molecule: messenger RNA, 1675 nt
Organism: Eupeodes corollae
Lineage: Eukaryota; Metazoa; Arthropoda; Insecta; Diptera; Syrphidae
Product: BTB/POZ domain-containing protein KCTD9
Exons: 2
Coding region: 170-1210 (346 amino acids)
Biological process (GO): protein homooligomerization
Molecular function (GO): protein binding
Source: RefSeq, a predicted model, not a curated record